This is a messenger RNA of Leptopilina heterotoma, 1441 nucleotides long. RefSeq names its product cytochrome b5-like. The record is from RefSeq and is a predicted model, not a curated record. Gene Ontology annotation, cellular component: intracellular membrane-bounded organelle; endoplasmic reticulum membrane. Lineage: Eukaryota; Metazoa; Arthropoda; Insecta; Hymenoptera; Figitidae. The transcript has 2 exons. Gene Ontology annotation, biological process: sterol biosynthetic process. Gene Ontology annotation, molecular function: heme binding. Bases 471 to 893 code for a protein of 140 amino acids.
AGCGAACGGAAGUCAUUUCCAAUUGGAAGUCAAUCGACUCAAGUCACAAUUUUCCAAAAAUUUUAGUUUUCACAAAACAAGAAAUAUUUCUUAAUAGAAAAAUUUACGAAAAUUAAAAAGACGGAAAAAGUAUUUCAGUGCCUAAGUUUCGCUAAAAAUUCACAAGAAAAAAAACGAGUCAUUGAGAUUAAAGCGAAUUAGCAUUUUUCAAUAAAAUGGUGGUGUAGAAAAUUUAAAAAAGAGAAAACUAAUCGCGACAUAGAUUCGAGAUAAUAUUUGAAGUGUAAACAAAUAAUAUUAUUCUACUGUAACUAUAAUAAUAAUUAUAAUAAUAUAGAAUACAGAGUAUAAUAAUAUAGAAUAAUAAUUAUAUUAGUGAAAAUUUGAAAAAGAAAUAUCUGGAAAGAAAUUUCUGGUUACCUUCAAGGAUUUUUAACUCGUAAAUUCAGAAGAGAAAUAACUUGAAAAAAAUGGAGAAAGUCUACUCGAUGGAUGAGGUUGCCAAUCACAAUGACGAAAAAGAUUUGUGGAUGGUGAUGAACGGCAAUGUCUACGAUUUAACAAAAUUCCUAAAGGAACACCCAGGUGGUGAGGAAGUUCUCAUCAAUUUAGCCGGUCAAGAUGGCUCUCAAUGUUUCGACGACAUUGGUCAUUCCUUCGAGGCAAUAACACUCCGUGAGUCAUUUAAAAUUGGCCAAACUGACAAUAAGCCUGCGGAGAAAAUAGAAACAAACAAAUUAACAUCAACAGACUCAUCAAAUAAUAACGACAACGCCGACGACGACGAUUGGCAAUACGAGGAACCAAAAAAAGAAUCCUCAAAUUUUCUACCAAUUAUUUUUACUCUCGGCUUUUUAAUUUACGCCGUAAUAUUCUAUCGUCUCUAUUAUUAACAAUAAUAAUAAUCGCUCAGUAAUUCUUUUUCUAAUUAGUAUAUACUGUUUUACUGAAAAAAAUUAAAUUCUUUAAUACAGAAGAAAAAAUUACACCUUUUGAAAAAAGAAACGUAAAUUAAUUUUUUCUAAUGUAAAUGUAAAAAAAAUAAAUAUAAUUUAAUUGUAAUGUAAAUUUAAUUCUAACUUAAAUUAAUUACUUCUGAAGUAAAUUAACUGUUUCUAAUCUAAAUUAAUCAUUUCUACGAAAUUGAAAAAAAAUUUUUUCUGCAAUAUUUAAAUUGAAUUGACAAAUAUUCCAAUAUAAUGGGUUUUUUUACUCCUUUAGGAGAGAUAAAAAAAUUAUUAAAUACCAAUUAGGUUUUUUAUCAUUCAGCUAUAAUGAUAAUGACAGAAUAUUUUUGUACACUCGGUGAGGUAUUUUAUACAAUUAAAGAUAGAUUAGUUAAGGAAAUAUUUCUACGCACGAAAAUUGUGAUUACCUCAUAAUUAUUUAUAUAGUUAUAAUUUUGAAAACUCUAAAUAAAAUUUCUUUACAUUCAGAAAAA